Molecule: messenger RNA, 1497 nt
Organism: Trifolium pratense (red clover)
Lineage: Eukaryota; Viridiplantae; Streptophyta; Magnoliopsida; Fabales; Fabaceae
Product: endoglucanase 12-like
Exons: 5
Coding region: 1-1497 (498 amino acids)
Biological process (GO): carbohydrate metabolic process
Molecular function (GO): hydrolase activity, hydrolyzing O-glycosyl compounds
Source: RefSeq, a predicted model, not a curated record
AUGUGUCCUAAAGCCGGGGAAUUACCAAAGAGCAAUGGCAUUCCAUGGAGAGGAAACUCAGGAUUACAAGAUGGAAAAGACACUACUGAUGAUAAAAAAGGACUUGUUGGUGGUUAUUAUGAUGCAGGAGACAAUAUAAAGUUCCAUUUUCCAAUGUCUUUUGCUAUGACAAUGCUAAGUUGGAGUGUGCUUGAAUAUAAGCAAAAAUACAUGGCAAUUAAUGAGUAUGAUCAUGCUAGAGAACUCAUUAGGUGGGGUACUGAUUACUUGCUUUUAACCUUCAACAGUUCUGCUUCCAAAAUCAACAAAAUUUAUGCUCAGGUUGGUGGAUCUCUAAAUGGUUCUAAAACACCAGAUGAUCAUUACUGUUGGCAAAAACCAGAAGACAUGGACUAUCCACGCCCAACGACAACUAUAUUCGAAGGACCUGAUCUUGCGGGAGAAAUGGCAGCAGCAUUAGCAGCAGCAUCCAUAGUAUUCCAAGACGACACCACAUAUUCCAAAAAACUACUCAAGGGAGCUGAAACGGUCUUUGCAUUUGCACGAGACUUUGGUAAAAGAUCGACAUAUAGUCGCGGAAAGCCUAACAUCGAACCUUUUUAUAACUCAUCUGGUUACUUUGAUGAGUACAUGUGGGGUGGUGCUUGGUUGUUUUAUGCAACUGGAAAUAGUACCUACAUUUCAUUGGCAACUGAUCCUAAUGUGCCUAAGCAUUCCAAUGCAUUUUAUAUGAUUCCUGAUUUGAGUGUUCUGAGCUGGGAUAAUAAGUUACCUGCUGCUAUGUUGUUGUUGACAAAGUUUAGGAUGUUUCUUAGUCCUGGUUACCCUUAUGAGGAAAUGCUUAGUAUGUACCAUAAUGUUACUAGUCUUACCAUGUGCUCUUAUCUUCAACAAUUCAAGGUCUUUAACUGGACUAGAGGAGGAUUGAUACAAUUGAACCAUGGAAGACCACAAUCUCUUCAAUAUGCUGUCAAUGCUGCAUUUUUGGCAUCUCUUUUUGCUGAUUAUAUGGAAGCCAAAGGUGUUCCUGGAUGGAAUUGUGGUCCUAAUUACUUUUCAAGAUCUGUUCUGAAGGCAUUUGCAACCUCUCAGAUUGAAUACAUAAUGGGUAAAAAUCCAAUGAAUAUGAGCUACAUAGUAGGAUAUGGCAAUAAAUUUCCAAGACAUGUUCAUCAUAGAGGUGCAUCAACUCCAAAUGAUCACAAGCAUUACUCAUGGACUGGUGGUUGGAAGUGGCGCGACACAGAUAACAGAAAUCCUCACAACAUUACAGGAGCAAUGGUUGGAGGACCAAAUAAUUUUGACCAAUUCCAUGAUUCAAGGACUAAUUACAACUAUACUGAACCAACUUUAGCUAGUAAUGCGGGAUUAGUAGCUGCUUUAAUUUCCUUAACAAGUAUUGAAGGUACUAGUGGUGUUGAUAUUAAUACAAUUUUUGAAGCUAUUCCACCUUUUGGGCCACAAAAUCCACCUCCACCACCACCUUGGAAACCAUGA